This is a messenger RNA of Podarcis lilfordi (Lilford's wall lizard), 8503 nucleotides long. The record is from the annotation of a GenBank genome assembly. Lineage: Eukaryota; Metazoa; Chordata; Lepidosauria; Squamata; Lacertidae.
AUGAUGUCUUACCUCAAACAGCCCCCCUAUGGCAUGAAUGGGCUGGGGCUGGCGGGACCUGCGAUGGAUCUUCUCCACCCCUCCGUGGGGUAUCCGGGUGAGCCGCACCAACCUCUUUUGCUUCUACCGACUGAUUAUUGGCCAGGCAGAUCCAGCCCCUCCAAGCAGCCUCGUAUUUAAUUUAUGCGGCUGAAAUAAAAUAGUUCCUCAAUUUAUUGUAGAGGUUCUACAAGGCGAAAGGGAUCCGAGAGCCUAUGGAUAAAGCUCUUGAUAGAUCAUAUUAUUUUUUCCAGGUCAGCAAAACCAUUUUCCAUAAUUGAAUUAUCCACUCUUAUUAUCACCCCCAUACCUGUGGUAUCCUAAACUACCCCUGUAUUGGAAAGUGAACACUGCUGAUUUUCCUGGCGUUUAAUUCAAUGUUAAAAUGCUGAUUUCUCAUGGCACCCUAGCACCCCAGGGCAACCUUUAAACAGGUUGGUAUUUAGUAAUUUGGUAUUUAGUCCCUAAUUAUAAUCAAUGGGGAGCACGCUAGCAAAAUGUUUACUGUCCAAAGUGUGAGUUGCCAAGUUUCAGAUUUUGACUUGCUUUUUAAGACCCGAUUUAUUUUUGUUGUUGUUGGAGUGUAUGCCUUGACAAUAUUACAAAUAAAACAAAUGUGGGUUUAACCUACUUGCACUUUGAGGGAUACAUCUAAAGCCAAAUACAAACACGUUUAAAUGUUAGUUCUCCUAAGGUUAUUCGUGCUUGAGAACUAACUGGGGGUGGAGGUGAAAUCCUUUGAUUGCGAACUUGGGCUGCCCAUCCGAAGUUAGGAGCCAAUCUUUUCUUUUUUCCCGGGUCCAUAACUCCACAGUACUCCCCGCCCCUACGGAUGAGUUUGCUGAGAAAUGAAGAAAUGGGGUGUUAAUGGGCUUUCCCCGUGUCUUUUCAAAUGCUGUUAUAGCCUGAUCCACAACCCAGUUAAGCCGGAAGUCGUGGCAUAUAAUGCGAGAAAGUGCUGUCUAUUCCCAGCUCAAGAAGUUCUCUGUCCUUCAGAAAUGCUUGAGUUCUCCUGACCCUGAAUGCGCAGGCAGCCCAAUCCUACGGGCUUUCACUGUGAGGUAACCCUCUGCUGACUUCAGUGAAACUCGCUCCCAUUGCAGGGCUGCAGCUUUAAACCGUCAUUCCAAAAAGCGUGUUUGUUCUGCAAAGUAGCACCAAUUUAAUUCUGCUGCAGUUACUGCGGAGUAAAUUAUACCUAGGAUUGCAGCUUUACUUGGAGGAUUCAAGACCUAAGGUCUUCCCUGGAACUUAGGUCCAACUGAAGUUCUUUUUAAAAAUUAUUUAAAUGACUGGGCUGUAAAUAAUCUAUUUAAGUACAGAUACUUCCAUUUUAACUGGGUUGUCGCCAAGAGACCCAGAACUUCAAGUGAGCUGCUCUUUUACGUCGGAGGCCGCUCAGGAAACUCAGUCUGCAACCCGAAUAGAAUUUCCGUCUGCGCUUACCUCCCCUCCUCCCCGGGAGCUGCCCUGUGGUCCGCACAGUUUCUCACCCUCCCCUACUCCAACGGACGCUUUGUGUUUAUAUUUAUGCGCCUUUAAAAAUAUCAGGAGCUGUCCUUGUGAUCUGGAGUUCUUUGUGCCUCCCCGCUUGCUGGACUAGAGAGCGGCGAGCGCGCGUCUCUCCUCCACCUCCCCAUCCAGAACCAGGGGCCGGGGGUGGCGGAGGGCGGGGCGGCGGGGGCGGAUCUUGACCAUGCCGCCACGGGUCCUCAAUGCCCCUUUCUGUCUUUCUGUCCCGGGACCCGCAGCCACCCCGCGGAAGCAGCGGAGGGAGCGCACCACCUUCACCCGGUCGCAACUGGACGUCUUGGAGGCGCUUUUCGCGAAGACCCGCUACCCGGACAUCUUCAUGAGAGAGGAAGUGGCGCUGAAAAUCAACCUGCCGGAGUCCAGAGUCCAGGUCCGAUGGCCCUUGGGAAAGCAGCGAAGCUGGGGCAGAAGGGCGGCUGGCCCUGUGGUGGGGAAAGGCCGGGGCGGGGGGCGCUGGGGGUUUUGUUCUUCUCUUGGCGGGGCGCGCUCGAAAACGGGAAAGGACUUUACGCGUGGAAAGUUCGCUUUGUUUUAAUUUGCGGAUUUCCCCCAUUUUUUGUGUGGCUGGCCAUAUCUUCCCUGAGUUCGCACCUAACUAGGCCUCUCUUGUUAAACUGCAGCUAAAAUUCCUUACCCGCCAAUGCUGGAGCGAAAUAACUUUCGGCGCUUAAGUUAUAUAACCAAAAGUCUCACAAUUAGGAGCUUUGAAGCCGCUUGUUGGAGUCUGAACAACCGCCUCCGUUUGGCGUCAAGGUCCAAUUCCCCUUGGCUAUAUAAAGACUAGCUGGACCCGCUCUAUUGACUUGUUUUCUCCUUCUCACUAGUCAGGAGGCUAACAAUCCGAUCCUAAACACAGAUAAAUGGGCACACUCCAGCCAAAGUUAGAUCCAACUGAGGCCCACCAAGUUCAGUUGGGUUUGAGAUCAAACAAAUACGGUAGCUUUUUAAUUUUAAAGUGUGACUGACUUUUGUUGGAUUGUGCGUAAUUUGUUUAAACCCCAUUGAUUUUCAUCAGGGUUGGGUUUUUUACCUUUUAAAUCUAAACUUUAAUUUAAAAAUUGCCAAUUCAAUAAACAAAACAACAAACUAAAAUGCAUCAUAAAAUGUCAUGAGGGCAAACAGAAUGAAAAUACAUUAUAAGGUAAUAGAGCUAUAUAAAGAGAAUGGAUAGCAUAACAGAUAUUCCAUGGUGGGAUACAGGAUUCAUUUUUAUGCAAAAUAUAUUAAGUAUUCAUAAACAUCACUAGAUAAAAUCAUAUUGAGUAGGAGUGUGGCAACCAUGAGUUGUUUGGUCAUGUAAAUAAUGAACAACGACCAGACAAUGCAAAAUCUGAGGAGUCUGCAUCGCCCCUGGAAGCAUGUAUCUUAUGAGUCAGUUUUUAAUAAAUGACAAUAAACACAACAUUUUUGAACCAUGAGUUCAAAGAGUAGCAAGAUGUGUCCUUUCACCCUUGAGAAACCGCUAAGCAAGCAGCAAAUAUAAAAUGAAUUGUUUACAAAUAAGAUUGGCAUUGGCACCAUCAAAAAUAGAUAAAAGACAUAACUGAGAGCCCAGAGUGACCUGUUUGUCUAUGAUAAUACUAAUUUCUGUUGCCGCCUAAUUCCAGAACUUGUUUACAUAGUUACAUCCCCACCACAUAUGCCAGUAUGUUCCUCAUACCUUGCAACCCCAUGAGCAUAAGGGGGAGCCAUAUCUUACAAUUAAAAUCAGUUUCAGUAUGUCAGUAUGUUUAAGGUCUGCUCCCCCAGGCACAUUUGGAGCAAAUUUCCUUAAAAUAUUACCAAGUAAAUAUGUGUUAUAUUCAAGACAAUCCUAAAUACACUUAGAGCAGAACCUUAAUCAUUAUUAGUUGGAAGUCUCUCACUAGGACUUCUUUACAACUUAAAUUUGUUGUGAUUUCUACCUUUCUUGGAAGGAAAAAUCACAUUAAUUUCAAUUGAAGUCUAUUUCCACCGGGCGCCACAAGGGAUUGCAGGGCGGCAUGGGGGCUGCUGGGUGUCCCUGGCUGCUGCACUGUCCCCUCUUUAAAAAAGCUCCGCCCUAGGCACCCCUAGUGCAGACCCAUUGAAGAGACAUGGUUGAUCCUGAAGUAGUUCAGCUGACUCCCACAGGACUAGUAAAAUAAACAUUGUGACCCAGUUGCUACAUUAUGUGAGGCUUUUGUUUUGUUAUCUUCCCACCUCAUCCCACACAUACAUUUCCCUUUCCUGUAGCAUCUUAAGCUCAGUUGUUGACUUGAAACUCACACACUGGCUUUGCCAUAUAUGAGGGUUUGCUUUUCAGUUUGUUUAUUCCAAAAGACUAGGAGCAGGCAGACGCUAAUUUGCCAGACUUCAGGUUGCUGUGUUUGGAUUGGGUGUGGGUAUGUAUGCGUACACACCUUGGCUCAAGUCAGAAUCCUAGGAAGAAAAUCUUUUUUAAAUGCACUUUGAGCUCAGAUUUCUCAAACCUUUAUUUCCCUAAAGCCCACUUUCCUCCAGAUGGAUCCCCAACAGUCAACAAAGGGCACCUCUAGAACUAAAUUCUGCUAAUUUGGAUGCUGCUGCAGCUGCUGUAGGCUAGAGUGGAGAGCAGAUACUCCUUCACAGGAGUCCAAAAGAGCCAGUUCCAUUUUGAACAUUUUGAUGCAGAGAGGUGAACGAAGAGUGUUUAUUAUUUUGCAUUUGCAAAGUUUUGCUAAUAAGAUUUUGACCAGUCUGCACAACUCUGGGGAAGCCCCACUUAGCUAGGCUUGGCAUCACACCAAGCCUUGAUGCAAUCCAGCUUCGUCUGGCUAGAGCUUAUUUCAGGGGUUUCCUCUGGCAACCCAUGGAAAAGGAGGGAUUCGGUUUCAGCCUGCUGAGGCAAGGUCAUAGACUAUUUCCUGACCAUACCUCCUGUGCUGUAUUAGUGUUAGUGACUAGAUAGGACAGGCCAUAAGGCUUCUCUUUAGAACUGUAAAUAUACCUGUAAUGUAAAUGCAACCACACCUCUGUUGUGCAAGGUGAGAUUCUUCCUAUCUGCUAAUUAUCUGGUCAAUGUCCUCUUUCUCUUUGAGGGUCAUUUCAGGCCUAAGGGGUUUUCUACAUGGAAAGCAUUUACCUGAAAAAGAAAGGAAUUAAAAAGUGCAUGUCAUUGUUGCAUUUCAAUGCAUGCAUGCAUGUUAUGUGGGCAGGCUGUGUUUUACUACACGUAAAUGGAGUGAAGUACAACUAUGCAUAAUAGAUCACAGAGAGCUAUGUAUGUAGGACACUAUUAAUGACUAAAAUGGCUCCAAGAUCUGUUCCUACAUGUAUUCCUACAUGUAUUUACCUAUGAGCAAGCCCUAUUGGAAACUCACUGGGACUUGCAGUGGUGAAGCACCUAUUGAAAAGAGUGUUACUCUGAUCAAGGUUCAAUGCAAACAUACUUGAAAUUAAGUCUGUUUCCUAUACUGUUAUUGUAUUCGUGAAAUAGCUACUAGCUGAUGUGGCAUGUUACUUAACAAAAAAAGAAUCUAUGAUUAAAAUGUUAGCGAUUGAGACUGAGAUUCAUAAAAGCUUACCAAAUAUCACAAAGAUAACCUGUAUGGGAGGCGGGGGGAGGGACUUAUGUGAGAAUUACAGCCAUUCUGAAUUCCAUACUAUGGGUUCUCUGGACUUGGAUUGCUACACUGAAAUUCCAGUUCCCACAAAGUGAUUAAGGGUGAUCCAUCUUGUCUGUCAGAUAAUAAGAUGAACUGAGUUCCCAUAUAAAUGAUAGAUAAGUGCACUGUGAUUACGAUGGUGUUAAGGCAGCUAAGUCCUGGAAGCAAACUGUUUUAACUUCAAAAAUUCUGUGCUCAUCACACUGUCAGACUGUUGGUGAAAUGAUAUGUAGGUGGUAGUCAACGUGACACAGUCUUGAAACUCUACUGGGAAUUUCAUUGAAGGACUGGCUGUAACAGAGCACUUAAUACAACUGGGUGGGGACUGGGCUGUAUGUCCUUGGCACUGACAGGUGGAUGUUAUGCUGGUUACAACUUGAUUUUCUCGUGUUAAGAUGAGAACUCUGGCUGGUAAAGUGUGAAGGAACCUGUUGAAUUGAUGAGACGAUCUUGCAUAAGUAAUAAUAAUGGGAAACAAGAUUCAUUUGGCUGCUCUUCAGUGUGUUGGUAGCAACUGUAUCAUGCUGAUGCUGAUAUCCUUUCAUACUGACAACACUGAGUGGUGUUCCUUGCCUUUUUACGCCAUAGACUCAGCUGGGCAAGUGUACACUAAAGCAGUGGCUGUUAUGAUAGUUUUUGGUUGGAUAUGGAUUUCGUUCAUGUUUGUUCCAUGUAGUUUGGUGGAGCAGAGUUUAUCUAGGAGCUUGCUAAAGGAUGCAGGAUACUGAUUGUCUUAGACUUUUUGGAGAUGUAGAUGAGGGAGCUGACCGACUGAUGAGCAAAAGGAAGAGUAGACAGUGGGCAGUAGUAACAGGAUAGAAUGCUACCUGUUGACUAGUCUUACAGGUUGAAGGAUAAGGAAUGACACAGUAAAAAUGCUGGCUUGCUCUUAACUGAUCAUAAAGGAUACUAAUGGUGCUAUGUACUGGGAUGGGUGUGUCUGCAACAAAGGAAUGGUUUCUGUUUUGGGUAUGCUGAGAGUUAUACUGUCUCCUAAAAGAUAGUAUAAAGCAGGGUAUAUUAAGAUGAUAGCUCUAGAUAUAUAUUUAGGGGGGAGGCCAAGCUGGGUACUGUUGAACGGAACAGGCUGAGAACUUUGUUCCUAAUGGCUUAAGGUUACCAGAUUUUUUUCAAUGAAUCUGGGGACACUUUUCAACUUGACUGGAUUUUGUAUGGGGACUGGUUUGUAAAUCCAGGGACUGUCCCUGGGAAACGGGACGUCUGGUAACCUUAUAAUGGCUCCCUCUCUCCGUAGGAUGGGAAUGUAGAAUGGUGUUGGAAAGAGAAUACUGUGUUCUGUUGGAUGGAUGCUUAAUUAGGGGGUGCAGUUCUCCACAUCUAGCAUUUGCCUGUUGGGUGCAGAUGAAUCCUCCUUGCUAGAUAUUUGAGAGGGACAGGUGGAGGGAUGGAUUUAACAUCUUUGCUAUAUAUAAAAUCUCUAGCUAAUAGGAUUCUUUAAAGCAAUCCUUUGGGCAAGGAGCUGCUAGGAGCUCUGUAGCAGUGCAUGCUUUAGGAUAAGAAAAUCCCAGAUUAAAUCUCCAGUUUCUGAAUGGAGAGAUCCUCCUCGGAAACCCUGGAAACCCACUGCCAGACAGUGUAGACAAUACUGAGCUAGCUGGACCAAAUGUUUGACUCAGUAUAAGACAGCUUCUCAUGUUCCUACGCUGAUGGCUGGCUCACUGCCUGCUUCUAUUGGAUGUUACUAGUAGAAGGUGCAUGAGGUGCUGGACUGCCAGCUUAAUUUAUAAAUGGCUAUAAGGAGGAUUGGUUGGACAGGGCUGUGUUGGUGGAACUGGUGCAGACUCCCACUCCCUUUCCUACUUUUUGAUAGUAUGACAUUAUGGAUGUGGGUGGACUGGCAGCCCCUCUCUGCAGGAGCCUGCUGGGAGGAGGAUGGAAGUUGGCUAGGGGGGAAACUUGAUCCAACCAUGAUGGGUUGCGUCAUUCACCUGAGCGGAAGGUGGGUGUCAUGCCAGGCGGGUGCUGAGUCUGGGGGUGUUUUGGCCAGGGUGUGAUUUGUGGUGGCUACGUGGGGUUCCAGAGUCGCCCAGAAUUGGUUAGCUGGGUUCUGUUCUGGGUCGCACCAGCGACUUACCUUCCCUUUCCCGCGGGCCCCCCGAGAGAGAACGCGCUGAGCCAGAGUCUGGGGGCUCCUGAUUACCACUCGUAGGAAGCCGGCAAUGGAUGUGUAGAUCCAUUGUGUAGUGAUGUGUAGUGAUGGAGGAUGAUAGGCUAACCUGGACAGCUGCUAAACGGCCUCUUCCCCCCUGCACCGUUCCGCGUAGAUUGAGAUUGUUUGGCACUUUUCUGUUUCGUUGCGAUCACACAGCGCCUUCUGCCUUGGGAAGGAGACGGCUGAGGGGGGAAUGGGGAGAUCGGGCGUGAGGGGAAGAGAGUGGGUGGCAGAGCAGGGGUGGGGUCCCUUAUUCGUGGAAGAGCCUGUUCCGCCCCCGCCCCCAUUUUCUUUUCUUUUCUUUUUCUUGCAGGUCUGGUUCAAAAACCGCCGCGCCAAGUGCCGCCAGCAGCAGCAGAGCGGCAGCGGCGCCAAGAGCCGGCCGGCCAAGAAGAAGUCUUCGCCGGCGCGGGAGAGCUCGGGCUCGGAGAGCAGCGGCCAGUUCACGCCGCCCGCCGUCUCCAGCUCCGCCUCGUCGUCCUCCUCCAGCUCCAACUCCUCGGGCCCGGCCGGCGGGGCAGCGGCCUUGGGCAACCCUGCGGGCAGCGGGGCCGCCGGCUCCGGCUCGGCCUCGUCCUCUUCCUCGGCGUCCCUCGGCAGCGCGCCCUCGGCCGUGGCCGCCUCGUCCAUCUGGAGCCCCGCGUCCAUCUCGCCGGGCGCCGUGCCCGAGCCCCUGGCGCCCGGCGGCGCCUCCUGCAUGCAGCGCUCCGUCUCGGGCGCGCCCUCCGCCUCCUACCCGAUGUCCUACGGGCAGGGCGGCGGCUACGCGCAGGGCUACCCCGCGCCGCCCCCGCCGCCCCCGCCGCCCUCCUCCUCCUACUUCGGCGGGGUGGACUGCGGCUCCUACUUGCCCAUGCACGCGCACCCGCACGCGCACCAGCUCAGCCCCAUGGCGCCUUCCUCCAUGGCCGGCGCGGCGCACCCGCACGCGCACCACCCGCUGGGCCAGGGCUCCAGUCACCACCACCAUCACCACCACCACCACCAUCACCAGCCGGGCUACGGGGGCACCGGACUGGCCUUCAACUCCUCCGACUGCCUGGACUACAAGGAGCCGGCCCCAGCCGCCGCCUCUUCCUGGAAGCUGAACUUCAACUCCCCGGACUGCCUGGACUACAAAGACCAGGCCUCUUGGCGCUUCCAGGUGCUGUGA